GCAAUUUUGUCAUCUGCGCAUAUUGAGUGCUGCGCAUGUUUGUUGUUUAAGAAAGUUGUGACAAGAGACAAGUUUAGGUUAGAAUUCUAAUGCAAAUUGAAUUGUCAACUCAGAAGGACUCCAAACUGUGUUCACAUUGUUCUUACGUAUAGUGGGAUUUUUAUGGUUUUUAAUAAGACAGUUAACAAAAAUGUCUACUGUAGGGGACUCCAACGCGUUUCCACGUGUGACAUUUUCCUUGAAAAAUCGAUUACUUCUACAUAUUAUUAAUCAUUUUGAACGACGUCGUUCACUGAGCUACCCUUUUGACUGUGAGACGGCUAAUAUUGAAAAUUAUUACUGCAAUUAUUGCAAUUUUGAAACCGAACUGGUACUUGUUUUCAAACAGCACCUAGAGGAGCAUCAUAGCGUUAAAAAGAGCCACAGAGAUGUGUUAAUUGGAAAACACCGUAUCCGAACAUAUGUUUGUGAAAAAUGUAGCUUUGAAACAAACUUUUUGAUGAAGUGGCGUCAACAUACUAAACAAUGUAUAGAAAAGGAAAAAAGUCUUCAAAUGUACAGAUGUGAUGAGUGUGGAAGCAUGUAUAAACAGAAACCGUCUUUAAAGGAACAUACAAUUUUGAAACACCUUAAUGAUGAUGAAAUACAAUGGUACAACUGCGCCAACUGCCCAUACAAAGCUAAACCCAUUAUUGUGACAAUGGAUAGUAGUGAAAGUGAGCCACCAGAAACUGAGAAAAGUCACAACAAACUUGAAAAGAAGUAUGAUGCAGGGGAACUCGAUAAUGAACAAGAGCUGCCUGAAAUAACACUGAAAAAAAGUAAAAAUGCUGAAAAUUGUAAAAGAUAUAGAGAACGGAAUAAAACAAAGGCACUUCAGUUUUCGGCAUUGAAUAAUGAACAAGAAAAGCCGUCAGAAAUUACAUUGAAGAAAAAGAAAAAUGCUGAAAGAUGUAAAAAAUAUAGAGAACGGAAGAAAGCAGAGGCACUACAGUUUUCGGCAUUGAAUAAUGAACAAGAAGAGCCAUCAGAAAUUACAUUGAAGAAAGAGCAAAAUGCUGAGAAAAGUAGAAGAUACAGAGAACAGAAAAAAACACAACGAAUGCAGAAAUUGUUAUCGGCGACGAAUAAUAAUUCUCAAAUGCUGUCAGUGAGCCAACCGGAAUCCAUGCUUAUUCAACUAAAUGAGUCAUCUUUUGUACCGGUACAGCCGUCUGCAGCGUCAAUUAGACACAUUAAAUUACGCCAAGAAAACACCGCAAAUUUUAAGGAAGAUAUUAUUAGCGGUAGUGAAUUGUGUGGAGAACAUAUUAAUAACUUUCAAGAUAUAAUUGCAAAUCGAUUCUUAAAUUUCAGACCACUCGAUGUUCGUCUAAAUGCCUUGCCACAAUUUAUUCGACCAAUAUGUCAUUUACAUAAGCAUAUCCAAAUAAUAAGUGGUGUUUCUAGACAACUGUGUCAAAUAACCCACUGGAUUUGCACUUACUAUGAUGGAAAUGUUAUCAAUAUAUAUGAUAGUUUAAAUAUGGAGAGUUUGUAUCCAGAAAUGGAAAUUUUUUUGAAUCAGUUGUUUCCGCACAAACCACAACACAAAUUUCAUAAAGUUAGACAGCAACCCAAUAAUACAGACUGCGCAGUUUACGCUAUUGCGUUUGCUACAUCGUUACUCCAUAACCGGGACCCAUCAAAAGAAAACUACGAUCAUCCAAAAAUGCGGUCUCAUUUACUCGACAUUUAUAACACCACCGAGCUGCUACCAUUUCCGAUUGAACCAUCUGCAGAUGCAUUACGUAAGAGAAAAGUGAACAAAGUAACAUUUCAACAUAAAGAACAUUCUGCAGCGGCGUUGCAUAUGAGAAAAGUAAGGGCGCAGAAAAAAUUGGAAGAUCACCAACUUUUACAGAACACGUAUACGAUGCGCGCCGGAAUAGGAUGUUGAGUGCGAGCUACGAGCUAACGUUUUUCCGUACCGACACCAUGUGACACCUCGCUAUAGAAAGAGAGAGAAAAUAGAUAAACUGGUGUGAAUGUAAUCAUAGAAAGCAUAUUAUGUCUUAACCUCCUUUUUACAACAUAGUUUGCUUUUUACUUUAGUUAGUAAAUUACACAUUGUACUUUAAUUUUUUUUUAUACAAUAUUAUAAUAAUUAAUUGUGAUAUUUCUAUAUGAUAAAUAAAUAAAUCAAUGCAUAUCAUUACUUGGUCUUAGUACCCGUAAUGAUAGAAGUCUUGCCUGAAUGCCGGUCAUUUCCGGGUCAGUGGUGGGUCUUAAUAAAAACGUAUAUUUUAUAAUAAAAAACAAUUGACAAUA
Zophobas morio is the source of this 2310-nucleotide messenger RNA. RefSeq lists its product as uncharacterized. The record is from RefSeq and is a predicted model, not a curated record. NCBI's taxonomy places the organism in Eukaryota, Metazoa, Arthropoda, Insecta, Coleoptera, Tenebrionidae. The transcript has 5 exons. Bases 191 to 1939 code for a protein of 582 amino acids.